AGGAACAGCGUGAGGGGCCGCAGGACACCUGGACCUGUUCAGGGAGGUUCAGAGGAGGACUGAGGGGGGCCGGCUGAGAUUAUCACAGUUGCUUUCGGGAGGUCCCACUGGCUUCAGCCUGCAGUGGGGGCAGGAGUGGCUCGGGGCCAGCAGCGGUCAGGGUGGUGGGUGAAGGAGGCUUAGAGCUGGGUGGGGAUGAUGGCAGAGUCCCCAAGGGGCUUCUCAGGGCUAUAAGGAGGUGCAGUCAGGGACACUCGGGGGGGGGGGGGACAGUGAGGCAGAAAGAGGACUUCCGGUGCAGCCUGGCAGUCAGAGCCCCUUACCUGACCUGGGCUAGGGACACGCUCCUCCUAGUCUGUCCAGCCCUCCCAGCCUUUGCCCCUGCUCCUCCCUUAGCCGAGAAUGCCUUUCUCCUACCACUCUUUCCUGAAUCAUCUUCAUCCUUCAGUGUUCAGCUUAAGUUUCUAGAACAUUCUGUGGCUCCCUUGGCCUAACAACCAGGACAGAGCUGGCUAUGUGGGAAGUGCCACAAUCAGUCCCCUCCCCACCCACAGCCACUGCCCGCUCCCGGGCAGUCCCCCUGGGACAGGGCAGCACAGAGCAUGCCCAUCAGCAAAGCCAAGCCCCCAGACUGCCGGCCCACAGGGCAGAGGUGGAGCAGAUGUGAGCCCGGAACCACAAUGGCAUCUAGACUAGAGGGUCCUGCCCCACCCACUUACAGAUGAGGAAACCAAGGGCUUAAGGACUUGCUCGGGGUCACAGCCUCCUAUGUGGCAGAGCCAAGAUUUGAACCUGUUCUCCCAGGGCCCAGCCAGGGUUAAGAACGUGGGCUGUGCCCUGUGGCUGCCUGGGAUACAGGAAUCAUGACCAUUUCUGAGCUGUAGGGCCACUCUGAGCCUCAGUGUCAUUACCACCACGACAGCCUUGAUGCUGUAUCCUAGGCCCAGCGCUGCCACUUCCUGCCAAGGGACCACCAGAGGGUUGCUAGGACAGGAUGCCAUGAGAGACCAUGAGCCAGUCCCAAAAAGGACCGGGGAAAGGCUAGAGGUGCUGAUAAUGAUAUGACCCUAGUGUGGGCACCCAGAGCUGUCCCUAGGAGCCUCUCCUGGGCCCAGGUACCCUUGGCACCUUCCCCAGGGCCUCCAGGCUAUUAGGGCUUGAAAUUCAGCAAAGCAGGAAACAAUCAGGCCGUGGUCAGGGCAGCCGAGCUCCACGCCGAGCCCUUCCCAGCUCCAGGGCACGUGUUGCAAAUGCCCACGUGCACUGAGUACGGUUCUGUUUCCACCACCAGUGAUGUUUGCAUGUGAAUCGUGAUACUCCCCCAAGGAAUGCAGGUGGCCGCUAGGACCCCGCAGCAGCCCCUCUCCCAGCUCCCCCUCUGCCAUCUGAGCAGGGACUCCUGCUGAACCCCACAGAGAUGACGCCUCCUCCGGUCAGCCUUCUUUGACUUCCCCAGGCAAAGGUGGUGACUCCUGCUCUGUCCUAAGCCAGGCCUUCCUUUCUUCAGUAUUUCUUGCUACUCUUUCCUCAGUUUAUUGUCGUGAUCAUAGAGCUCUGUGGAGGGUGUCAUGGCCUGUAUGCGUCAGGUCCAGUGACCCCCCCCAUCGGUCAUGAGGAACCUGCAGUGUCAUUAUCUUUUCAGUGGUGGGAAUAACAGCCCUUGCAAGGCAGACAGAGUGGGCUGAGCAUGGAAGCAAAGUUCCCCAGCACCGGCCUGAGUCAAGGCUGUCAUGGCGUUUCACAGGCAGGUGUCCUCCGGCACAGGUACACGGAACUCUAGCCUUGUUUUAAGGUUCCUCUGAGGCUGCACAAAAAUGUUUAAUUUUUGAACAAGGGGCUCCAUAUUUUCAUUUUCCAGUGAGCCCUGAGAAUUAUGAAAUGGGUCCUGGUCAGCAGGUUCUGUUUCUGACCUGCCCCUGCCCUUAAGUCCCUGGGUAAUGGGGGUCUUAGGAGCCUAGAGCAGCCUGAAGUGCAGUCCUCUCUCCCCUCACCCUCAACAUGCGUACUCAGUCGUGUCUGACUCUCUGCAACCCCGUGGACUAUAGCCCGCCAGACUCCUCUAACCAUGGGAUUCUCUGGACAAGAAUACUGGAGUGGAUUGCCAUUCCCUCCUCCAGGGGAUCUUCCCAUUGAGGGAUCGAACAGUGUCUCCUGCGGCUCCUGCAUUGCAGGCAGAUUCUUUACCACUGAGCCACAAGGGAAGCCCCCCCAACCCCCGCAGGGAUCAGGCAUCACUAACUGGUCGUGGUUCUUCUGCUCCUGCUGACCCUCAGAACCCUCCUCCACACAGACCUCCUGCCACUCCAGCAGUGGUACCAACCUGGGUGCCACUUGCUGUGCAUGGAGCCUCAAGCCCGGCAGAGGUCCAGUUCGUGGCCACCUCUUCCAGGGAUCCCUCUGACUGCCAGGUGCCCAUCCUGUAAAGAGGCUCCCCACUUUGGGAAGGCAGCAGGCCCAAUGGGAAACCCAGACAGGUGGAGUCCCUUGUCUCAUUGACAGACAUAGUGGGAGCCCCGGGCUGAGUGAAUCAGUCAACUAUGAGCCACGUACUCCACAGAGAAGGGGUACAGCUCCAUGGCAGCUGCAGGAAGGCUGUACCCACUGGGCACAGCCUGGGCAGGGAGUGGGAAGUGUGGGCAAGCUCAUGACUCUGGACAGGUCUCUUGGCCUCCUGGCCUCAGUGUUCUGGCCUGUCUGGGGGCAGUGGCUUAUCCUGGGGGGACCUCAGCCUUCUGCCCCACCUGCCAACCUCCUGCCCUCCUGAGAGCAGCAGCAGCAGGGGAGAGUGCCCAGGUCCUGGGGGCAAAUUCUUCCUCUUCUAAUGGGGAAGGGCAAGGGCAACAGGAGUCAGAAUGAGGGGGUCUAAGGGCAGAGUGCUUAGCACCCAGCCAGCCCCCACACAUGACUGUGAGGAUCACCUGCCAUCGGGUGGGUGGGUCCAGCUUUGCGGACAAGCAUCCAGACACCCUGUUUGCAAAGCUCUUCCCCUUAGCCUCUGGCCCCUGCUAACUUCCUAUUUCUUGUGAAUAUGGGGUUGGGGACGGCGGGGUGCACCAAAUGCAGGCCAAGAAUAUUAAAGGAAUACAGUUGAGCUCCCAGGAACCACUCUAAUGCUGUGUGACCUUGAGCCUCCUGGAACGUGGGGGGGCCUCUGGGAUCCCAUGAACAUACUCCAAAGGACAGAAGGGCUGGCCUCCGUGUCCACCGCCGGAACAGGCAGUACUAACCGUGGGAACCUCGCUCCUUUCUACUUCCUGGGCCUCCAGCAGGGGCGCCCUGGAGAGGCAUGGCCUGGGAAGGAGAGACCCAGAGGGGCAACGCCUAGGGGCUGCCGCGGCGGGGCCGGAGAGCAGGCACAGGCCUCUGGCUUCUGCGGCCUCCCGGAUUUCCAGCCAGAUCUGAGCCCAAGGGAGGAGGGCCCGAAGUCCCUCGCUCUCCAUUUGGGGCUCUGGUCACCGGAGGCGGCGAACCCCGCGGAUGCUGCUUCCACCAGUCUUGGGUGGAAUCCCCACCGUGCCAGAGCCGGCUCCACACCCCAAAUCUGGUCCCAGGCAAUGUGGGACGUCAAGGCCUCGGGCUGCUUGACCCGGCCCUCAUUGUCCCAUACCCGGCGGGCCGAGGAGGGUGGUCGCAGAGCCUAGAAGUUCUGGGCAGGUCAGAGGCCCUGAAGACGGAGUUAUAGAGCAGCGGGGCGGAGUGAUGGAGCGGUGAGCGGAGCCCAGGCUUUGGGGUGUGCUCUGGGCGGGGCCUCGGAGUUUAGGGGCCGAACCAGGUCAGGUCAGGCUUGGGGGCGGAGCUGGCAUCGGGGGGCGGGCCCAGAGGGAGCUUGAGCCGGGUCGGGCGCGGUGGUCCGGAGCGGCGGAGUGUAUUGGGUCGCAGAGCCUGAGCCAGGCCUGGGGACAAAGCAGCAGGGCCAAAAGAGGUUCCCUCGGAGAUAUGGAGGCCAAAGAAGAGGCCCAGGCCGCGGACUCCAGCCUUCCAGAGCGGGAGGCCACAGCGCUGGAGCCCGAGCCCGCAAGCCCUUCCAGUCCAGACGCUAAUCCUCCACCCCCUCCGCUGCCGCCAGCCCCCACGUCCCCAGGAGGCCCUGAGGAGCCGGAGCAUCGGGAGCCAGAGAUGAGGCCGGAGGAGGAGGCAGCCAGCAGCCCCUGGAGCGGGCCAGACGAGCUGGAGCCGCUGCUGCAAGAUGGACAGAGGUGCGUGCGGGCUCGGUGCAGCCUCACCGAGGGCCUGUCCUGGGGCCCGUUCUGUGGGAGCAUCCAGACCAGAGCCUCAUCCCCCAGGCAGGCAGAACUGAGCCCAGCCCUGACCCUGCUGCUGGAGGACGAGGCCUGCUGGCUGAGGACACUGCCCCAGGCCCUGGCUGAGGCUGAGGCCAACGCGGAGAUCUACCGGAAGGAUGAAGCCCUCUGGUGCCGGCUCACCAGGCCGGUGCCUGCAGGUGGACAGCUGAAAGUGCUCCUGGUGGCCAAGCCCCCCAGCAACCCCAGCCACCCUGUGAAGAAGGAGCCGGCGGAGCCCGAGAGCCCAGCCCCCUCCCACCCUGACAUCCAGCUCCUGCCCCAGCAGGCCGGCAUGGCGUCCAUCCUUGCAACCGCGGUUGUCAACAAAGACGUCUUUCCCUGCAAAGACUGUGGCAUCUGGUACCGUAGCGAGCGGAACCUGCAAGCUCACCUCCUCUACUACUGUGCCAGCCGCCAGGGUGCUGGCUCCCCUGCCGUGGCCGCCCCGGAAGAGAAGCCCAAGGAGACCUACCCCAAUGAGCGGGUCUGCCCCUUCCCCCAGUGCCGCAAAAGCUGCCCGAGCGCCAGUUCCCUGGAGAUCCACAUGCGUAGCCAUAGUGGAGAGCGCCCCUUCGUGUGUCUCAUCUGCCUGUCCGCCUUCACCACCAAGGCCAACUGUGAGCGGCACCUCAAGGUGCACACAGACACGCUGACCGGAGUCUGCCACAGCUGCGGCUUCAUCUCCACCACAAGGGACAUCCUCUACAGCCAUCUGGUGACCAACCACAUGGUCUGCCAGCCAGGCUCUAAGGCUGAGAUCUACUCACCAGGGGCGGGCCACCCAACUGCCAAGCUCUCCACAGCCCCGUUCUCCCUUCUCACCCUCCCCGCUUCAGGUCUGGCCCAGGCAGGUCCUGCUCCAGCCCUGACAGGUGGCCCCUGGGCUCUCCCCACAGACAGUCUGGCCACCUUCCAGCAGCACACGGCACUGCACGGCCCCCUGGCCUCUGCCGACCUAGGCCUGGCGCCUGCUCCCUCGCCAGGAGUGGAUAGGAAGGCCCUGGCCGAGGCCACCAACGGAGAGGCUAGAGCGGGUCCCCAGAACGGGGGCGGCGGCGAGCCCCCAGCGGCCCCCAGAAGCAUCAAGGUGGAGGCAGCGGAGGAGCCCGAGGCAGAGCCAGGGCCCCUCGCCCCUUCACGAACGCCUUCACCACCUAGCCCUGACCCCGCGCGGGUGAAAGCAGAGCUGUCCAGCCCCACGCCUGGCUCCAGCCCGGGUCCCAGCGCACUGUUCCUGCCGCACCUGCCCGCAGCGCCACCGGCCUCCGAGAUCCUGGCCAAGAUGUCCGAGCUGGUGCACAACCGGCUGCAGGCGGGUGCGGGGGUGGGCGCGCCUGCCGGCCUCUUCGCGGGGGCCCCCAAGGGCGCCACGUGCUUCGAGUGCGACAUCACCUUCAACAACGUGAACAACUUCUAUGUACACAAGCGCCUCUACUGCUCUGGCCGCCGGCCGCCCGACGACGCGCCCCCAGCCCGCCGGCCCAAGGCGGCCCCCGCCCCGCCUCGCGUGCCCCCUGCCCCGCCAUCCGCCGAGGCCGAGGCGCCGCGCUCGUCGCCGGGUCCCGGGGCACGCGAGGACGAGGCGGGGAGCGCGGCCACGCCCGAGGCCGAGGCUGAUGCGAGCGGCCGGGGCAGCGAGGGCAGCCCUAGCCCGGGCAGCGGGGCGGACGAGGAUGACGACCCCCGCCGGACGCUGUGCGAGGCCUGCAACAUCCGCUUCAGCCGCCACGAGACCUACACGGUACACAAGCGUUACUACUGCGCCUCGCGCCACGACCCACCGCCGCGUCGCCCAGCACCAGCCGGGACACCCGCGCCCUCGGCGCCGCCAGUGCGCACGCGCAGGCGCCGCAAGCUCUACGAGUUGCACGCGGCCGGGCCCGCCCCGCCCCUGGUCGGAUCUGCCCCUCCCUCCGCGCCAGGUCCCGCCCCUACGCCACCCGGACCCGCCCCCACACCGCCCGCAUCGCCGCGGCCCGGAAGCGGAAGUGGAGGCGGAAGCGGCCUGGACGCUGCCGAAGGCCCUAUCGACCUAAGUAAGAAGCCGCGACGCCAGGCUGCUGCAGCCGUCCCCGGCCCUGCGCCUGGCCUGGCGGCCCUGGCCGAUUACCACGAGUGCACGGCUUGCCGCGUGAGCUUCCACAGCCUCGAGGCCUACCUGGCGCACAAAAAGUUCUCGUGCCCCGCCGCCCCGCGCCGCCUGCGUGCGGCCCCCGAGGACCCGCCCGCCGUCGUUUGCCCCUACUGCCCCCCGAACGGCGUGGUGCGCGGCGACCUCAUUGAGCACUUCCGCUUGGCGCACGGGCUGUUGCUGGGCAAGCCCCUAGUCGGCCCCAGCGCGGAGGCCCGGACGCCCUCGCCCGCUGCUCCCCGCGAUGGCCUCAACGGCCAGGACCUGCAGGAGCCGCCUGCCAGCAGCCCCCGGCCCGGCCCGCCCCCAGCCGCGUCCCCGGAGGCGGUGCCGGCGCCCCCCUCGCAUUCGGACAAGGGCGUGCAGACCCCCAGCCAGGGAUCCCCGGCCCCCGUGCCCAACGGCAACCACAGGUACUGCCGCCUGUGCAACAUCAGGUUCAGCAGCCUGUCCACCUUCAUCGCCCACAAAAAGUAUUACUGCUCCUCCCACGCGGCCGAGCACGUAAAGUGAGCGCCCGGCUGCUGCUGCCCUGCCGGGGCCGGGGAAACCACGCACAUGCCUCGGCAGAGGGGCUGCAGGGGACAGCGCCCGCCUGGACCUUGGCACUUAAUAAAAAAGUUCAGUUUGCUG
Cervus elaphus (red deer) is the source of this 7047-nucleotide messenger RNA. RefSeq names its product zinc finger protein, FOG family member 1 (gene ZFPM1). Gene Ontology annotation, cellular component: nucleus. Gene Ontology annotation, biological process: positive regulation of transcription by RNA polymerase II; erythrocyte differentiation; negative regulation of transcription by RNA polymerase II. The coding region runs from base 3937 to 6927 and encodes 996 amino acids. The transcript is spliced from 10 exons. The record is from RefSeq and is a predicted model, not a curated record. Gene Ontology annotation, molecular function: RNA polymerase II-specific DNA-binding transcription factor binding. NCBI's taxonomy places the organism in Eukaryota, Metazoa, Chordata, Mammalia, Artiodactyla, Cervidae.